Aspergillus affinis is the source of this 515-nucleotide messenger RNA. Its product is annotated as glycosyltransferase family 32 protein. The annotation marks the transcript as partial. The transcript has 2 exons. Gene Ontology annotation, molecular function: mannosyltransferase activity. NCBI's taxonomy places the organism in Eukaryota, Fungi, Ascomycota, Eurotiomycetes, Eurotiales, Aspergillaceae. The record is from RefSeq and is a predicted model, not a curated record. Gene Ontology annotation, biological process: mannosyl-inositol phosphorylceramide biosynthetic process.
AUGCGGAGAGGCGUGUUAAUCUUCCUUGUUGUCAACCUCCUUAUCCUGUCAUUCCUAGUCCGCAGCGUCUUCACCCUGUUAUCCUUGCUCGUGGAAGAUGCCUCGGCCGAUGCAAUCCACCGCGCGGAGCUUCCCUCGCCGAAUUCCAGUCUGAUCGAACAGCGACCGCAAGUCAUUCCCAAAAUUAUCCACCAAACCUACAAGAACGAGACAAUCCCCGAGGUGUGGAAGGACGCCCAACAAAGCUGCAUCGACCUGCACCCGGACUACGAAUACAUUCUCUGGACGAACGAGAAGUCUCGUGAAUUCAUCGCCCAUGAAUACCCAUGGUUCCUCGAUACUUUCGACGGCUACAAAUACCCGAUUCAGCGCGCGGAUUCCAUUCGUUACUUUGUGUUGGCGCAUUAUGGCGGAACUUACAUCGAUCUUGACGACGUACGUUGGGGGGGGGGGGGGGGGGGGGGGGGGGGGGGGGGGGGGGGGGGGGGGGGGGGGGGGGGGGGGGGGGGGGGGGG